This is a messenger RNA of Coregonus clupeaformis (lake whitefish), 1657 nucleotides long. Its product is annotated as neural proliferation differentiation and control protein 1. NCBI's taxonomy places the organism in Eukaryota, Metazoa, Chordata, Actinopteri, Salmoniformes, Salmonidae. The transcript has 9 exons. The record is from RefSeq and is a predicted model, not a curated record. The coding region runs from base 275 to 1246 and encodes 323 amino acids. Gene Ontology annotation, cellular component: membrane.
GCGCCUCUCCAUCUAAUCUCGCCUCUGUUGAAUUCCCCGCCUCCCCAUAUUUCAACGAGCGCACCGCUAUCUUUAGCAUUGCCACGGAUUAAUGUAAAGUGGCUCAGAGACCGUGAACCGGACUGUCCACAAGCAUUGUAGGACCUCGCUCGGUAUCGGUGCAUUAUUUGUCACGGAAACCACUUGGCACAGAUUCGGAAAUCGAGUGGGGGAAUGAUGACAAACCCCAUGUCCCCGUGUCUGGCUUUCUUUUCGUAAAGAAGCCCUGUCAGGGAUGCUGCUUUCUAAGCGGAUCGAACGACAACCCCGGGCCUCGCUCCUGCCCGGGGUUCUCCUAUGUUUCAUUCUCGCCACUGUCAGUGCCAGCAUGCCAGCUGGGGGUAAGUGCCCGCACCACAUAGACUGUGCCCGUGAGGGGCGGCACUUCUGCAAACCUGGCACCUCCUACUGCGGCCCCUGCCUCACCCCAUUGGAGGAGAAUGAGGAAGGACAGUGUGUCGCAAGGAAGAGGCGCCAUCACCAUGGUAAAGUGACAGCCUUUUCUGAUCUAGAUGAAGAGAUUGACUUCCUUCACUCAGUCAUUGCCAAGCAGGAAGUGUCAGAGGUCAAACAAUCAAAACAAUCAGACACCCCCUCCAAGGCAGUUCCUAUGACUCAGACAAAGUCUCCCAGACAGAGAGGCCAGGCCCAACCCUCGGAGGAGCAGCCCACCACCGCCCACCCCUCUACCCGGACCCCGCAGCCUGCCACUGGGGCUCUGGAGAGGGUGGGACCGGGAGGACCUGGAGGCCCCAUAGCCAUCCCAUACCCCUCCAAGGACAGUCUCCUUGUCAUUAUGAUCUCUGUGUGUCUCAUCGUUGGCACUGUGGCCCUGAUCUUGGCUACAGUUUGCUGGGUCAGGUUACAGAAGGAAUCACAUCUGGCCCAGAAGAUAGAUUACCCUGCAUUUGGAAGCAAUGGAAAUGGAACAGCCAACAGGACUUCAUCGGGGGAUAAGAAGUUGGCCCAGAGUGCUCAGAUGUACCACUACCAGCAUCAGAAACAGCAGAUGCUCUCCAUGGAAAAACAUAAAUCGGAGCCGAAAGUCACUGACUCAGAAGUCACAUCAGAUGAGGAAGAAGUGGGCGGAGACUUCACUGUGUACGAGUGCCCUGGCCUUGCACCGACUGGAGAGAUGGAAGUGAAAAAUCCUUUGUUUGACGACUCUACCCUAUACUACCAAGAGAAUCCCAAGGGAAAUCCAUAGACUUUAAUGCAUGCUGGCACACGCAGACACCACACAAACACACACACACAGAAACAUACAACCAAUUAAAACAUAAUACUAACCUACACACACACACAGAAUACACACACACACACGCCAUUUCUUGUACUCUGGAAAAGACCACCUUAACUCUCCAAUCAGGUUGCUAUCUCAAAACUGGACAGGCUUAUACAGAUGUCGGAUCUUAAUUUGACCCAUUUCGUUGCAGAAGGAAAAUGAUCUGCAGCAGGAGGAUUUGAAUGUCUAUUCAAUAUUGAGAAUCGAUGCCAGGGGGCAGCUGGAAGCGGUGUUUGUAGGCUAUACAAUAAUUUAGACUGCAGGUCCACUGAUUAUUUGUUGUAUUAUAUGUUCAAGGCAAACAAUGAGCAAAAUAAAUUGGUGGUUAUCGCA